AUGCGUACCUUAGUAGUGCUUCUUGGUCUUAUUUUGGCGGUAGCAGCAUUUUCAUUCGCUUCUACGCUAAUUAAACCGAGAUUCUCUUCUCUUGCAGCCUCCCAACAGAGGCACCAACGUAUAGUUGGUGGCUCUGUGACCACCAUCGGCCGCUACCCCUAUACCGUGGCCAUGUUGUACUCCCGCACCGGCAGCAUCUUCAGCCAGUCCUGCGCUGGUACCAUCAUUAACAACCGAUCAGUACUGUCUGCUGCACAUUGCUUCAUCUACGACCGCCCCAACCAAUGGCGUAUGCGCGUCGGUUCCUCAUACGCCAGCAGUGGUGGAGUGGUGCACAACACCAACUCGCUGAUCCUCCACCCCUGGUACAAUGACAACACCCUCGACAAUGACGUAGCCAUUGUCCGUUCGAACACUGCUUUCACUUUUAACGCCAAUGUCGCCCGCGGUAGCAUUGCCAGCGCAAACUACUGGCUCGCUGACAACCAAGUUGUGUGGGCUGUUGGAUGGGGUUUGACUACCUGGAACGGCAGGCCCUCUGAGCAGCUUCGCGAAGUCCAAGUCUGGACUAUCAACCUGGCCACCUGCAGGAACCGCUACCGUGAGCUCAACUUAUCUGUCACCGACAACAUGUUAUGCUCUGGCGUCCUCGACGUCGGAGGCCGCGACCAGUGCGGUGGGGACUCUGGUGGCCCCCUCCUCCACAACAACGUGGUGGUCGGAAUCUGCUCUUGGGGACAUGAGCAAUGCGCUCACCCGCGUUACCCUGGUGUCAACGCUCUGGUGUCUCGCUACACAAGCUGGAUCCAGUCCAACGCUUAAGUGAUUGUAUAUUGUUUUGUUUUAAU
Molecule: messenger RNA, 848 nt
Organism: Zerene cesonia (dogface butterfly)
Lineage: Eukaryota; Metazoa; Arthropoda; Insecta; Lepidoptera; Pieridae
Product: trypsin CFT-1-like
Exons: 4
Coding region: 1-822 (273 amino acids)
Biological process (GO): proteolysis
Molecular function (GO): serine-type endopeptidase activity
Source: RefSeq, a predicted model, not a curated record